GCCCAUCCAAUUGGACUUGCUCCCCGGCGCGGAUUUCGGUUGAGCCCAUAUUUUGCAUUCAAAUUCGUUCAAUUAAAUGCGGUUUUUGUGUAAAGUGCACCGCGAUUGUAAUUAUAAAAUCGCCAGUAAUCGAUCAUUGUUGAGUCGUGGGUGAAAUUAAAGCUAAUCAAAGGCCGGGGAAGUGCUUAAGCAAUUUUCAGCUGCGCAGUUUGGAGACAACUAAAGAAAUACACACACCACAUCGUUCGCCAUCCGUCUUAACUGGAAGAGUAAACAAAACACCAAGCAACAUGACAAAUAUGCGCCCGCAGAAAUCCAAGUUGCUGAAGGUCGUCAUACUGGGCGAUGGGGGCGUCGGAAAAUCCGCCCUUCUCACCCGCUUCGUUUCGAACCGCUACGAGGAGAACAAUUUCCACACCAUCGGCGUUGAGUUCAUGAACAAGGACAUAGUUGUCGAUGGCGAGCGAUACACACUACAGAUAUGGGAUACCGCUGGUCAGGAGCGUUUCCGGGCGCUGCGAACACCUUUCUACAGGGGAUCAGACAUUUGCCUGCUGUGCUAUGCUCUCGAUGAUCGGGACAGCUUGAAUGGAUUGAAUCUAUGGAGGAAUGAAUUCCUUAACUAUGCGGAUGUGGAUGCCGAAAAAUUUCCCUUCAUUGUGGUGGGCAAUAAGAACGACUUACCACAGCAGAAGCGCCAGGUGAGCUACGACCGCGUGCAGCAAUGGUGCGCCGACCAGAAGAUUGCCUCCCACAUCGAAACGUCCUCGAAGGCGGCCACCAAUGUCACGGAUGCCUUCAUCCUGGGCCUCCGCCAAUGGCGGCACAUGGAGUGCGUGGCGGAGGCGGAGCUGCGACAGCAUGGCGACACUAUUGACCUCACCCGCCCCAUUCGUCUGGUACAGCGGCGCAUCUGUUGCACGGGUGGCGGUGGUGGUCAGGAUGGGGAUGGGGAUAAUGACAGCGAUGCCGCCAUGCGGAGUCCGGGUAAAAAGCGCAAUGCAGCAAAGGCGCCAGCCACCAAUUAUCGACUGUGAGCAGACAGACUUUCAGUUGUUAGGGAAUCUACGCUUAAUUUAACCACUUAUCGAGGUCCUGACCUUGACCCUACUCCCAGCAAGUGCAUUCCAUUCUAAGCAGGAAAAGAGACAGACCAAAAAAAGUUAACAAACGAUAAAUUAAUGGUACAUACAUACAUAUUCUAAAGAAUGUUUUCUAUGAUUUACUUUUUGAAGUAACUAGCAAACGAAUAUAUUCUAAUAUAACAGCGAAUAUUAGGACAGAAACCAGUUUUGUCUUUAAAUUUAUAUAAAUUUUAAUUUAUGAAUUGAUUUAAGAUUAUAUUCAACAAGUUGAAUGAACCAAAUAAUAUGAAAACGCUUUUCAAAUAAUACAAAACGAAAUAUUUAGACUCUUGUACUGUAAAACAGUUAAAACAAGUGUCUUAAACAAUGGAAAUAAAUGAAUUUUUUCCUUAAAUAAUAUACAAAAUACGCUAAAUCACACUCGGGUUACUUUUAAUGAAUACUUAAAAUGCUUUGAUUGUAAAAACGAAAUAUAUAGACUCUUGUACUGUAAAACAGUUUAAACAAGUGUCUUAAACAAUGGAAAUAAAUGAAUUUUUUCCUUAAAUAAUAUACAGAAUACGCUAAAUCACACUCGGGUUACUUUCAAUGAACACUAAAAAUGCUUUGAUUGUAAAAAUGUUAGCCUUUCGAUGUGCCUUAGGAACUAAGACCAAAUAUUGUUUCAGUAUAUGAAAACAAUAAAACACUCAGUACGUACAAUUUAACUCAAACAUCACCAAUGUUAUUAAAAAAAACGACAUAUUUUGACUGCUACUUACCCCACUGUUUAUAAAUGAAUUAUUUUAUGAAUAUUUAUAAUAAAUUGAUGUAAAUUUGGAAAAUAAACCAUGUUUGAAGUUCGGGCAUCUCAU
This is a messenger RNA of Drosophila serrata, 1939 nucleotides long. RefSeq names its product RAS oncogene family member Rab9 (gene Rab9). The record is from RefSeq and is a predicted model, not a curated record. NCBI's taxonomy places the organism in Eukaryota, Metazoa, Arthropoda, Insecta, Diptera, Drosophilidae. Gene Ontology annotation, cellular component: lysosome; late endosome; phagocytic vesicle. Gene Ontology annotation, biological process: retrograde transport, endosome to Golgi. Gene Ontology annotation, molecular function: GTPase activity; GTP binding.